AAAAAAAGCGAAUCCCAGUCACUGACUGAUCUCUUUACUCGUUGAAGUUGUCGGCGUAAGCCCACUCUCAUCUUCUUCGUCUUCCGCCGCUCUUCAUCUCCGCUUAUAAAUAACUACCCGACUUUCAUUACCGACCGUAAUAAGCUCUCUGCGUUUCAAUUCUCUUCUGCACAGAAAUAACUUUGUGUUUCAUGGUGAUGGCUCCGAGGAAGGAGGGUUCAGAAGUUAAAUACAGAGGAGUUCGAAUGAGGCCAUGGGGUCGCUAUGCAGCGGAGAUCAGAGAUCCGAUAAAGAAACUCAGAGUUUGGCUCGGGACUUUCGAUACUGCCGAGGAGGCCGCCAAAGCUUAUGAUGAUGCCGCCAUUUCCUUCAGAGGCGCAAAGGCUAAGACGAAUUUCAGCUACUUCGGCACCAGCCGAAAUGGCGGCCAACAAUUUGAGGCUUGUUCGACGAAGAAGAGAGUUGCAAAGGUUAAUGCUUCGUUUUCGGCUUUCAAGGCUCCUGAUAAUCAGCAGUACUUUUGGUCUGGCGGUGUGAAAGGGGAUCUCGUUUUUUAUGACAGUAGACAGAAUCGUUGUAAGGAGGAAAUAGUCUCGAUGCAACAAAGUGUUCAGAGCGAUUGUGAUUCCUUGUCGGCUGUUAUAGAUGAGGAAGCUGAGGCAGAGGCUCCUUCUGCGAGGAGAUUGCCGCUUUUGGAUCUUAAUCUUCCUCCUCCUGUUGAUGACAAAGUAGUUUGGCAAUAGAUCUGCUCAGAAGAGACAUUUAUCUGCAAUUAAUUGAGAAUUUUUUGUUUUUGAUACGAAUGAUUUCUUUUGCAACUUUAACCUUCAGAGAUCCAAGGGAAUUGACGGCGAAUGAAUGGAUGUAUAUGUAAUACCCCGAGUAAUAUCGUAAGGGUUCCAUUUUUGGGGUUCCUUUUUAAGUAAUACAGAAAAUUUCGUUCUAUUA
Molecule: messenger RNA, 948 nt
Organism: Cryptomeria japonica (Japanese cedar)
Lineage: Eukaryota; Viridiplantae; Streptophyta; Pinopsida; Cupressales; Cupressaceae
Product: ethylene-responsive transcription factor 11
Exons: 1
Coding region: 192-743 (183 amino acids)
Biological process (GO): regulation of DNA-templated transcription
Molecular function (GO): DNA binding; DNA-binding transcription factor activity
Source: RefSeq, a predicted model, not a curated record